CGGGCGCUCGGGAGCGAGGUUGGAGCCGGGAGCUCCCGGCCCCGGACCUCGGGCUCACCCCAAGCAUCCUUGCUGGGGGCUGCGGAAAGUGGAGCUCCUCCGUCGUUCCCAAGACCUGGGAGAAGCCCUUAGGACCCCGGGGUCCGCGGUCCGCGGGGUGCACACCCAGCGCAGCCCGCGUUCCCUGCGGAGCCCAGCUCGCGUCGGGGCGAGAUGGCCGCAGGCGUCCGGGCGCCAGCGUCCGGCGUCCUCUUCUGCCUCGGGGCGCUGCUGGUCGGCUGGGUCGCCGCAGGAUUGGAGGCUGCCGUCGUUGGAGAGGUUCACGAGAAUGUUACUCUGCACUGUGGCAACAUCUCAGGACCGAGGGGGCUAGUGACCUGGUACCGGAAUGACUCGGAGCCUGUCUUCCUCGUGUCCUCCAAUUCCAGCCUCCCGCCAGCCGAGCCACGCUUCUCUCUGGUGAAUACCAGCUCCCUGCACAUCGGGGCGCUGAGCCUGCAGGAUGCAGGGAACUACACCUGCCAGGAGGUCCUGAGCCAGACUCGGUGGUUCCCAGUGUGGCUGCAGGUGGCAAGUGGCCCGUACCAGGUUGAGGUCCACAUCUCCACCUCUGGCACGCUGCCAAAUGGCACCCUGUACGCAGCCAAAGGCUCCGAGGUGAACUUCAACUGUAGUAGCAGCUCUUGGCCUCCACCCGUGGUGGAGUGGUGGUUCCAGGCUCCCGAUUCCAGCAUCGAGCCCUUUGGAAACAACCUGACAGUCAGCUGCUUCACUCUGCUACUGAUGUCGCAAAACCUGCAAGGGAACUACACCUGUCUGGCCAAGAAUGUGCUCAGCGGGAGACAUCGACAGGUGACCACAGAGCUCCUGGUCUACUCUCCCCCUCCAUCAGCCCCUCAGUGCUGGGCGGAGAUGUCACCAGGACUGCUGAUGCUGCAGCUCACCUGCCGCUGGGAUGGGGGAUACCCAGACCCAGACUUCCUGUGGACGGAAGAGCCAGGAGGUGUGGUCAUGGGGACGUCAAAGCUGGGGGUGGAGAUGCUGAACCAGUCCCAGCUGUUGGAUGGCAAGAAGUUCAGAUGUGUUGGGAGCCACAUAGUGGGGCCGGAGUCAGGAGCCAGCUGUGUGGUACAGAUCGGGAGCCCCUCCCUUCUCUCUGAGCCCAUGAAGACUUGCUUCGUUGGGGGCAAUGUAACACUCACCUGUCAAGUGUCUGGGGCAUACCCCCCUGCCAAGGUCCUGUGGCUGAGGAACCUCACCCAGCCGGAAUUGGUCAUCCAGCCCAGUGGCCACUAUCUCAUCACCCAGAAUGGCCAGAGCUCCACCCUCACCAUCUGCAACUGUUCCCAGGACCUGGAUAAGGGCUAUUACGUCUGCCGGGCUGAGAACCCCCUGGGGGUGAGGGAAGUGGACAUCUGGCUGAGUGUGGAAGAACCUUUAAAUAUCGGGGGAAUUGUGGGAACCAUUGUGAGCCUCCUCCUGCUGGGACUGGCCAUUAUCUCGGGGCUUAUGUUUUAUUACAGCCCUGUGUUCUGCUGGAAAGGAAACACUUUCAGGGGGCAAGACAUGAGUGAUAUCAUGGUUUUGGUGGAUUCGGAAGAGGAAGAGGUGGGGGAGGAGGAUGCUACCGAAGAGGAGGAGGCGGCAGCAAAUGAGAGGGAGGAGCUGCCCAAAGAAAUACACAAGCACGUCCACAUUCAUAGAGUGACUGCACUGGUGAAUGGGAAUACAGACCGUAUGGGCAGGGGACUCCAGGCUCUGCAAGAUGACAGCAGUGAGCAGCAGAAUGACAUGGUUCAAGAAGACAGGCCAGUGUGAAGAAGAGAACUGUCCUUCAUUAUCUUGUCUGAGAAGCUUGGAAAGCUACACCGAAGAAGAGCUUUUCAUUCUGCUUUGACUUGACACCCUCAACACCAUGCCUGCUGAAGGGCUUAAAACAGUUUGGAGCUCUCAGCAAAAAAGAAACACGCGCGCACACACACACACACACACACACACGUCUUCCUUUUUUUUUUUCCUAAAUUGUAGGCUUUCUCAAUAAUGGGAAAAAUCUUCGGGAAUGGUCAGAGUGUGUGGGAAGCUGUAUUUGGCAUCUGAGGUGCCCCUUUUGUUGUGACUUGACUUUAUCCAGGUUGACUGUUUCCUGUUUGGAGGGAGCAGGAGUUGGGGAAAGCACCUGGCCUCAGUGCCCUUUGCCACUCUUAAAGUUCUGUAACCAGGGAAUAGUGUGGGGUGAUAGGGACACUUCCUUUCUCACUGCCCAGGUGAGCUGCGUCAGGCAGAUACCAGCUCCCUGGAAAAGUGAAAAGGUGUCAAUUACCCAGCUAGUCGGAGGCAUUUGGCUCAGGUUUGGGCGUUGGAAACAUCUGGGCUGUGCCACUUGCUUCAUGGCCUUAGGCACGUUGCUUUACCUCUCCCUGGGCCUCAAUUUCCUCAUCUGUAAAAUAGGUGAGGUCACACUUACCUUACAGGGUUGUGGUGAGGCUGAAAUGAGAUCCUUCUGGAUGUAAAGGUGACUUAGAAGAUGCUGGUUGUCUUCUCCUUCGCCUUCCCUAGUGGAGGAAGCAAGGUCACCUCUAAGUUAGGAGCUGCUGUCUGGGCCUUUCAUUCUUUGUAGAAUGGUUUCAGAUGAGGGCAUUAUCAGAGCUCUCCUGAACUAUUUUCCAAAGAGGUAGGGGCCCAUAAGAAGAAGUGCCUUUCAUUAGAACCUUACAUUUUGCAGAGCUGCAUAUUUACACAAAAGCCUCUAAGUGACUCACUAGUAGCUUUCAGAGUUACCCAUUCUUCCUUUCUUCAAUGGGUUCGAAAGGAGGCAGGAGAAAUGUUUUGUUAGAGUAUCUGGUGAUAAGUAUUCCUUGGGCAGGCUGGUUCAUCUGGUGUUAGUUUCUCAUCUCAGAAAUGGGAACAGGAAAACUUGUUUCCUUCCUACUUAGUAAGGAUGUUAUGAGGCUACACUAACCAAUAAUGCUAAGUUUUAAAUGAAAACAGCAUGUGUUGACUUCAAGCUGCUGCUGAUUCCACUAGAUCCCUGUACAGUAUGGGGAUUUUUACUGAUUUCAUUCAAAUCUCAAAUGUCAGGGACCUUAAGAGUGUGCAAAAGAUGUGUGCUAAACAUGAAAAUCUGACUUGAAUUUGCACUCUUCACUGUUGCACGUGCUGCUCUAAUGGGCAAGAAGUAGGGCUUAAAGGAGAACAUCCCUUCUUCAGUCACAAGGACUGGGACUCGUAAGGAAGCUGGUUAUCUGUAGGGGUACCCUGCAGGUAUAGUUGGGGGAGAUCCAUUUUCUUGGAUGAAGGGAUUAAACUGAGCAAAUCACUGGAAGUUAGCUGUGUUCCCAGUUCAGAACUCUGGAGAGCUCAGGAGCUGGCUGCAAUUUCCACCCUUCAGGAAUAUCUGUGAACACAGUUCUUGUGGGCUGGGUCUUUUGCUACAUGGUACUCCAUGUACUUAACCACUUUAACCAGCCUAAGUUAGUGCCAUUUCAGAAGGGGAUACUUAGGUUACCUCUAGAGUCACUGAACACUGAGCAAGUCUUCCCUCACUUUAGAAUCUUCCAUGACUAAAUUUCUGAAUUUAAGAUUUCAUUAUGCAAAAGCAACCAUGUUUAAGAAAAGAAAGAGAAAUUGUAGGAAAAGAAAGUCCCUAUCUGGGAACACAGAGAAUGAUUUGCAAGAUCACUGAGGGGCUUUCUGCAAUUCCUCUUCUCUUGCACGCACACCUGAUGAUAGGAAAUCUUCAAGGCAGGGUUUUUCCACUAUCAGAUGGAAGCUUCAUGGUCUUGGUGCCAAACAUUAUAAACCCUUGACCAGCUGAGCUGUGACUGCUGUCGUUUAUUUCUGAGCCCUGUGUGCACCUUCGUAAGGCUGAAUCAGUUAAGAGCCCAGGUACUGGGAGGUUUCAAGUCGUAAGGAUUUUAAAAGAAUUAGGGUUUUUUUUUAAGAUGAUCCCCAAAUCCACAAGCAUGUUAAUAGUAGGUUACGGACUUUGUGUGGCAAAGUCCAAGUUGUUAGUUACACUGCUUUUACAAAAUCUUAUCUGUCUGUAUGGUGAAAUCAAAGACCAAGGGAUCCACUUAUCAGAACCAGGAAGAUAAAUACCUCAGGGCUUUUACAACUGAUAUUUCAGAAGGGGACAUUAGGGCAAGGGUUCUUGCAGUCAUGUGGCUUUGACAUUAGUUCCAAUUCUCACAAGCACACACAGGCCCUAUUAUUGCAGCAGGAAAAAGCACGAUGGAAAAUUUCCAUGAUCCAUGCACUGUACCCUGGAAAAUCAUCCCUGCUGGGUAUGGUUUAUUAUGCAGUAAAUGCCCACUGGUAUUUCUCAUCAUGGGACUGGCUAGGAAUUGCUGCAAAGAAAAUUAAGCAACUCCCUCUGCUUUCUUUACAUUUUCAUAUUUGGUGUGUGUUGGGAUUGGGGAAAGGGGGUGGGGGGCGGUUGGGAGAAGUUCUUUCUGAGAUUAUGUGGAUUUUUUUUUUAAAGAUUAUGAAAUAAAGUUAUUUUUAAAUAAA
This is a messenger RNA of Manis pentadactyla (Chinese pangolin), 4509 nucleotides long. It is a transcript of the gene VSIG10, whose product is annotated as V-set and immunoglobulin domain containing 10. Gene Ontology annotation, cellular component: cell-cell junction. Gene Ontology annotation, molecular function: cell adhesion molecule binding. Bases 214 to 1818 code for a protein of 534 amino acids. Lineage: Eukaryota; Metazoa; Chordata; Mammalia; Pholidota; Manidae. Gene Ontology annotation, biological process: cell-cell adhesion. The transcript has 9 exons. The record is from RefSeq and is a predicted model, not a curated record.